Messenger RNA from Marmota monax (woodchuck), 9642 nucleotides. RefSeq names its product pleckstrin homology and RhoGEF domain containing G1 (gene Plekhg1). Lineage: Eukaryota; Metazoa; Chordata; Mammalia; Rodentia; Sciuridae. Bases 2835 to 7091 code for a protein of 1418 amino acids. The record is from RefSeq and is a predicted model, not a curated record. Gene Ontology annotation, molecular function: guanyl-nucleotide exchange factor activity. The transcript has 16 exons.
GAGGGGAGGGGAGAGAUGAAGAUGGUCUGAACAGAUAACCUAUUGGUGAUUUUUACCCUCAAAGAGAACAGAAGGGAAGAGCUACAGCUGGAAGAGAUGCAGUGACUGUCAAGAAGGCAUCUUAGAUGGGCAGCUUUGAUGGGUACCUUUCCCACCACUGGGGCAGAGGAGAUGUUCUUGGGAGCUAAUGAACAUCUCUAGAGACUAAUGCUUGUAUGUAUGAGAGUCCGAAUUCUACAUGAACUUACUAAUGGACUUUUCAGGGAUUUAUUUGUUUGAGUGGUAGCCACACACUUGUGGGUAUUCCUCCAACUCUUCUCCUGAGUGGGACAACGCCAGCGCUGAGGACCAUAAACACAGGCAUGUGGGAGUUUGUGAAGGGCCUGGGUGAAUUUGUACAACAUCCAUUUCAGAACAAUUUAGCCCAUGCCAUGGUUAGCACUUAGAGAAAUGAUUAUGCCUCAUCUUUUCUUUUCACUUUCUUCCAUUAAAAAAAAAAUUAAAUUUUGAAUUUUCUCCUUGUUCUUUAUAUUGAGAACCAUAUAUAUACCAUUGACUUCAUAUCCUCCAAAUUUAGAAAGCAAGCUCUAUUUUCCAUCCCCUGAAACAGUGAGCUCUGCAAAGCUAAAUGGGAUCCUUUGAUCCAGAGACCAUUGCCACGUGCAUAGCUGAGUCUCUGGUAUUAGAGGGAGAGAACCCAGAGAUCUAGAGCCAGCGUGAGACCCCCUGGUAUGGGGAGACUGCAACCUGCAGAGGAGCCAUCUGGAUCUGAAUUUGGCCCCUCCUCAAUGUCCUCUUGGCCUUGAGUGCAGAAUGGAAUGUGCAUAGCUAAUCAAGUGCUGUGGCUAAGCCUGGCAGUAAUAAUUUAAAGCUAGGCCCUCACUCUGUGGUAUGCCCAGAACUCGCUGUCUUGCCAUAUUGUUCCUUUCCCAAUGUCCAAAAGGCCUGUAAACAACAAGAAUUCCUUUUCCUAUAGUUGGUUCUUUGCCUUAGUUCACCACAUCAGAAGCCCUGCCCUGUGAGGUCAAGGGCAAGCCAUGGUCACCUGCCUUGUAAAGCCACCCCCACUCCACCACCAGGCUAAGCUGCCCUUGCUGAGGCUGCCCACCAUCUGCUUGUGGUGUGAGGCCUCGUCCUGCUUGUCCCAGCCUCAUGCCUGCAUGCCUGACACAUAAAAGAGCCACUUGGUGGUGGCAAGACUGCGCUACCUGAGCCAGUUACCAAAGCAAAAUUGCACCAGAGCUGCUCACCAGGCCAUGGCAAAACCAGCUCUGGGCUAUAAAAGCUAACUGUGGCAUCAAACAGUUUGCCAUAAAUCACCAAGGUAAGACAGAUGGCUCACGUUUACAGUCCAGCCUGGGCCAGAAGCCUCCCUCUUCAGGAGUUAUUUUGUUCUUUAAAUGCCAUGUCCAGGAGAUAGUCUGCCAGAUGUUGGGACUUUAGGUAAGAGCAACAGAGACCUUUUCCUCCAACCCAGGGUUUGAACCACUUGGAGAGUUGGAAACAGAAGUAAGGCAAGUGGAGACUGAACUUCAGUACUGACUUAGAGGUCAUGUGUUUGUUCUGUGGGCAGUUGGGCGUCCACGUACGAACUCUGAUCAGGAGCCUUCCAACCCAGCAGGCUGAACUGGGGCAGCUCUUCCCACACAGGCUCAGAGCUUGCAUGUGUCAACUCAAGGCAUUAGGAAGUAAAGCAAAAACACAGGCCACCUGUGGGCAGGAUGAGCAAAAGAGUGUGGCUGUGUUUUUCUGGUUUUCCCUCAAACUCUUGCCGACCUGACUCUUGAUUCCUGCCCGAAGGAGCAGUGCAUGACAGGGGCUGGGUAGAGUCCAGGAGCUCUCGGGGAGGGGGGCCCCAGAAAGACAGACGCAAACAUCAGGACUGGUGAGGAAAUACUCCCCACAGGGCCCCACCCUUGUCCUAGCAACUCCUUCCUGAAGUCAUAGCAGGAGGCCAAGUAUUUGUUACAGAGACGGAAGUCCUUAAUGCCAGUGGCUUAGUGCUUGUCGUCACAGUGGACAACCAUAUAACUGCAGCUGGACACAUGUCCCAUCAAUUGGCAUUUGCCUAGUGUUCGCAUGUGCCCAGAGCCACAUUAGGUCCUAAGAGAUGACAAAGAAGCAAAUGGACGCUGUGCAGGGUGGGUGGGGACAGUCUUUCUAUUCAUGAGGUUUAGAGGAUUGUUGGUAACUCACAGCCACCAUGGGAAAUUGGAGGUACACUGAAGGGAUUCAAGAAGUUUCUAGAAUUACUUUGUUGUGAGCCAUAUUGGUUUUUAGCCUUAGGGUGACUGGUUUCCUAGAUUUCCUGCCUAAAGAAAAAGUAUAUUUCCUUUCUCAGUGUGUCCCCGGUGAGGAGAGGAGGGGGCUUCUCCUGGUAAGACAGAGUGGGAAAGUGACCUCAUGAGCUCACGGCUCGGCUGCCUCCCCCACCUCUCUCUCUCCGUGGAAGAACACAGUUCGCCUGUGUUGGGGUCUGUUGGAGGAAGGACAUUCGUAGGAGCUGGGAAGGGUGGGGCUGACCUCAUGGGCAGGACAUUACUCUCCUUCCUCUUCCUGACCACGUUUCUCACAGCAGUCGGGUCAUUGCUCAGCUUCCUGUGGGGGAAAACCUGCCACACAGAGCGUCCACCUGCUUCUACUGGCCAGCUCUGGACAGCAGAGUGCUGGCUGCCGAACCCGGGAACACACACAGGCACCUCUUCAGUAGCAUUCAGGGCCUGAGACAUCGGAAGCAAAGAUGGAGCCGUUCUCUGUGGAAUAGGAGGCUCGGGACACAGUGGCCAUCACAAAUUGUGUUCUGGGCCCAAACAUGACCAGCAGAUGGGCACCGGAUGCGUCUUGAAGCAGCAUCAGCUGUGACAGAAGAUCCCGAUCCUGAAACAACAGCUGAAGGAUCCCUGUCCCCAGAACCAAAGACCAUGGAGCUCUCUGACAGUGACAGACCCAUCAGCUUUGGCUCCACCUCAUCCUCAGCCUCUUCCCGCGACAGCCAUGGCUCCUUUGGCAGCAGAAUGACCUUGGUUUCAAAUAGCCACUUGGGCUUAUUUCACCAGGAUAAGGAAGCAGGGGCCAUAAAGCUGGAGCUGGUUCCAGCACGGCCGUUUUCCAGCAGCGAGCUGCAGAGGGACACCCCUGCUGGGCCUCAGAACAUGGACGAGAGCAGUGAGAGGCAGCCCAGGACCCCAUGGAGAGUGGACACAAAUGGGGCGUCCAAAACCACGGCAGACACAGCCACCAGCCCCAAGCUCCUCUAUGUGGAUAGGGUUGUGCAGGAGAUUCUAGAGACGGAAAGGACUUACGUGCAAGAUUUGAAAAGCAUCGUGGAGGAUUACCUCGACUGUAUCAGGGACCAAGCAAAACUUCCCCUGGGGACUGAAGACAGAGCCGCCCUUUUUGGAAAUAUACAGGACAUCUAUCACUUCAAUAGUGAACUUCUGCAAGAUUUGGAAAACUGUGAAAAUGAUCCUGUGGCCAUCGCGGAAUGUUUUGUGUCCAAGAGUGAAGAGUUCCACAUUUACACCCAGUAUUGCACCAACUACCCAAGGUCAGUGGCCGUGCUAACCGAGUGCAUGAGGAACAAGAUGCUGGCCAAGUUCUUCCGGGAACGCCAGGAAACUCUGAAACACUCGCUGCCUCUGGGGUCCUAUCUCCUGAAACCAGUUCAGCGGAUUCUCAAGUAUCAUCUCCUUUUGCAUGAAAUAGAAAACCACCUUGACAAGGACACAGAUGGCUACGAUGUGGUGCUUGAUGCUAUAGACACUAUGCAGCGCGUGGCCUGGCACAUCAAUGACAUGAAGCGGAAACACGAACAUGCGGUCCGGUUACAGGAGAUACAGAGUUUGCUCACAAACUGGAAGGGGCCAGACCUCACCAGCUAUGGGGAACUGGUGCUCGAGGGAACCUUCCGUCUCCAGCGGGCCAAGAAUGAGCGGACGCUCUUCCUCCUUGACAAGCUGCUUCUCAUCACCAAGAAGAGGGACGACACCUUUACAUACAAAGCUCACAUCCUGUGUGGCAACCUCAUGCUCGUGGAGGUGAUCCCCAAGGAGCCACUCAGCUUCAGCGUCUUCCACUACAAGAACCCCAAGCUGCAGCACACAGUUCAGGCUAAGUCCCAGCAAGACAAGCGGCUCUGGGUUCUGCACCUGAAGAGACUGAUCCUGGAGAACCAUGCGGCAAAGAUUCCAGCUAAGGCCAAGCAAGCAAUACUUGAAAUGGAUGCCAUUCAUCAUCCAGGCUUCUGUUACAGCCCUGAGGGAGAGACAAAAGCAUCCUGUGGCUCUAGAGAAGGUUCUACACCCUAUCGGCUCAGAAGAAAAUCUGAACCUUCCUCAAGAUCACAUAAAGUUUUGAAGACCAGCGAAACAGUACAAGACAUCCGAAAGGUGUCUAGAGAGGAAGACUCUCCCCAACGGACUUCUGCAGGGCCUUCUCCUGCCCAGAGGAACAGCCAACCAGGCAGUUCUGCUGUGAGCAGCGUGCUUCGUGGGGGUGGCACCAUCAGAAACAUCUGGACCGAUCACCAGAUCCGGCAGGCCUUGUUUCCCAGCCGCCGGUCCCCCCAGGAGCACGAGGAUGAUGAAGAUGAUUACCAGAUGUUCGUGCCAUCCUUUUCUUCCUCGAACUUGAACUCUGCCCAACUGUGUGAAGAGAGCACUUCAAGUCGCCCUUGCAGCUGGCAUAUGGGACAGAUGGAGUUCUCAGAGGUUUCCAGCUCUGGCCACAGGAUUGUCCGGAGGGCCAGCAGUGCCGGUGAGAGCAACACGUGCCCGACUGAAAUAAGAAGGAGGGACAGCAGUGGCUCUCAGUAUAGUCCCCGAAGGGAACUGCAGAUCGGCCCACAAAGAGAAGGGCAGGAAGGGAUGACUCCCUUUGGGUCAUCUGUAGAGUUGACAAUUGAUGAUAUAGACCAUGUCUAUGAUAACAUAAGUUAUGAGGACUUGAAAUUAAUGGUUGCUAAACGGGAAGAAGCUGAAUUCACUCCCUCCAAAUCAGCCAAGGACUCCGUUCGUCCCAAGAGCACCCCAGAGUUAGCCUUCUCAAAGAGGCAACCUGGCCAUAGUACCAGUUCCCUACACACCAAAAGAAAUGGAGUGCUCACCAGUCAAGAGGCAUCUCAUCAAAGCACUCAGGAGCUCCAGGUGGUAGAGGAAAACAUUUAUGACACUAUCGGGCUCCCAGACCCACCACCUCCAGAUUUCAAAAGCAACAGCCUUAAGCGGCCCAAGAGGAGCACCUUUUUGGGUUUGGAAGCUGACUUUGCAUGUUGUGACAGCCUGAGGCCAUUUGUUUCCCAAGAUAGCCUCCAGUUCAGUGAGGAUGAUGCGCCUUACCACCAGGGGCCCCCCGACAAUGACUAUUUGAGUUUGCUGUACAACUCCUCCAACUGCAACUUGUCUGUAGCAGAUAAGGCUCUGUCUGAUAAACUGUCUGAAGAGGUAGAUGAAAUAUGGAAUGACUUGGAAAAUUACAUCAAGAAAAAUGAAGACAAAGCUAGAGACCGUCUCCUGGCAGCAUUUCCUGUAAGUAAAGAUGAUGUCCAAGACAGGCUGCAUGCAGAGAGCACCCCAGAACUGCACAGAGACCCCGGGCAUUCCACAUCCACUCUGUCCCUCCCUGAGAGCCAGGCUUUCCUCACACCUCUGAAAAGCAGGGCCGGCAGAGCUAGCCGGGCCAACUACCCACUUGAAGAAGACCUGAUUUCUACAGAAGGCUCCUUUGUGAGUCUUAACCGACUCUCCUUGGCCAGCGAAAUGCCCCCGGUGGACAGCCCCUACGACUCAGCCAACAGCAGCCUGCCCCAGACAGACCCCGAAACCCCUGAUCCUGGGAUGGAUGUCACAGAUAAGACAAAAAGCAGGGUCUUUAUGAUGGCGAGGCAGUACAGCCAGAAGAUCAAGAAGGCAAAUCAGCUUUUAAAAGUGAGAAGUCCAGAGUUGGAGCAGCCGCCAUCCAGUCAGCAUAAAUCCACCCACAAAGACCUGGCAGCCAUCCUGGAGGAGAAGAAGCAGGGUGGGCCUGCUAUUGGUGCCAGGAUUGCUGAGUAUUCCCAACUGUAUGACCAGAUUGUCUUCAGGGAGACGCCCCUUAAAAUUCAGAAGGAUGGCUGGGCCAGCACACAGGAACCGUCCCUCCUCAGGGCUGCCUCACCUUCCCAGGGCCAACAUGGUGGCGAGGAUUGGCUCUUGCAUUCAACUUAUAGUAAUGGAGAGUUAGCAGAUUUCUGUCCCCGGCCAGAGCAAGACUUGAGGUCAAAGUAUCCCACUUUAGAUAUUGGUACCAAAAGUACCCCAAGACAGUUGUCUGCAGCUUGCUCUGUGCCUUCUCUUCAAAUCUCUGACCCUCUCCUGGGCUCCAUGCAGAGAUGCAGUGUGGUAGUAAGUCAGCCCCACAAAGAGAACUCAUGUCAGGGCCAUCUUUACAACUCGCUGGGUCGGAAAGGAAUCAGUGCUAAAUCCCAGCCUUACAACAGGUCCCAGUCUUCUUCCUCCAUCUUGAUAAACAAAUCAAUGGACUCCAUCAAUUACCCCAGCGAGAUGGGAAAGAAACAGCUGCUGUCCUUACACCAAAAUGCACGGUGUGAGAGCCACCAGGAUUUGCUGCCAGGUACAGCUGAUUCUUGUCAGCAGGGUGCUGAAAAAUGCUCUGACCUCACACUCCAAGACUCACAGAAAGUUCUGGUAGUAAAUAGAAAUUUACCUUUAAACGCCCACCUAGCCACACAGAACUAUUUUUCCAAUUUCAAAGAGACUGAAGAUGAAGAUGACUAUGUGGAAAUAAAGUCUGAAGAAGACGAGGUGGAGUUGGAGCUAUUGCAGAGUCGCAGAAGGAAAUCUGACUCCAAGAUCGCGGAUGCCGACUUCUCUGAUAAUGUCUGCAGCAACAACCCACCUUACUCCUUGAAUAGUCCAUGCACUCCAAAAGAGCCCAUAAACAGCAAACUUGGGCUUUCACCGUAUCUGACAGCAUACAGUGAUUCUGACAAACUGAAUGACUACCUUUGGAGGGGGCCGUCUCCCAAUCAACAAAACAUUGUCCAGUCUCUAAGGGAAAAAUUUCAGUGUCUUAGUUCAAGUAGCUUUGCCUAAGGCUUCUCAGUAAUAGCUGCCUGAAUUAACUUCCUCUUACACUCAUAAAUCACAGAUACUGAUAGGUUUUGUAUGUAUCAGAUUAAAACAAUUUUGUAAUAACCAGAGGUGUAAAAUAUACUUUCUUUUACAGCACAACUUUUUGAGCCGGCUGACCCUACAGCCAGGAUUAUACUUUAGUAAGUGUCAGCAUUGAAUAAUAUCUUCUUCUCAGAUGCUGAUUGUCUUCACUUUCAUGUAAGUCAAUCUUACUUGAAAUUUUUUAGGCUUUUUGGGUAACGUAUUUUUUCCAUAUCCUGACAAUAGUGCCCACACUUGAAGAAAUGCAGUAACCCUCUCAAAACCUACAACACAAAGGCAGCAAGGAGACUUUUUCAUAUUUUGAAAGAAAGGAACUAUAGCACUGUUUAAAGAAUUAUGCUUGUAGCUGACAUUUUGUUACAGUUGUGACAAGACCCUGGAAUAACUUACGCCAGAGAUCUCUAGUUAGAACAUAGUCGUGAUGCCUAUUUUAGGAUUUCCAUGCUGGCAUUCCUGUGUCAUUUCAUUUCAACUCAGAAAUUGUGUGACCAUUGAAAACUAAAAUGUAGAAGGACCAAUUCACUGUAAGUAAAAGCCUUUACCUGUAUUUCUGGACAAGUCCUGAUGAAUGUGCUACUGAUCAUGUUAAUGAUACGAUUUCUGGGAUGAAAUGAAUGAUUUCCUUCAUGGCUUAAAGAAAACGAAUUCACUAAAUCGUAAACUAACUUACUAUUAGAAAGAUGGAAAGACUCAGGGGGAACAACUUGGUUAUCCAUUCAUAUUAUAGUUGAAAUAGGGACAGUUUGACCAAAAAAAACCUAUGAUGUCAUUGUGUGUGCCUAACUCUAAUUAGGGAGAAAUAAACCAUAAGCUAAAAAUCAGACAAAGCACAUUAAAAUCACCCUUCCAGAGCAUUGUUCCAUAGGCAACUUCUUGAGUUUUUACUCUGCCAGUGACCUGCUAGAUCCUACCCCAAGGAGUCAUUGCUAAAAAGAAAGGGCAAGAACUUAUUUUCUAAACAGUACAUAACAUGUUUUCAUUAUUUCAAGGCAUAUGAAAGAACAGUCUUUGGUUACUGGGUUCUGGAUAAUAACAUCUUUUAUGCUAUAAUUGUGCUUUAUGAAGCAUUUCAUUAUGAUAUUAAAUACAAAUUUAACUCCUUUUGGAAGAAACAAAACACCAAAAGCAUCACAUUGUAAAUAAAAAGCAAAAAUCAAAGAAGGCCGAUUUAUUGGUACUUUAUAAAAAUAUUCUAUUUUCUUGAUUGCAUGAAUGCAAUGAGGAUAUUUCCUUGCAAUGCCCUUUAUAUUCUCAAUUUCAGCAUUUAUACAUUCUGUGGCCUUUCUUCACCCUCUGUUUCCUUUAUAAUUUUAUUUUCUCAUUAUUCUAAUUAAAAGCCAGUCAUUUCCAUUUUAAAAGAUACACUGAUAUGUGUGUGUGUGGCCUUUUCACUUGAAGGAAAGCACUAAUUAAAUCAGUGACAUCUUCCCAUAACUCUUUUCCUCUUUUUAAGUCCUGUCUCUGUUAACUUAAAACAUAAAAUGUAAACAUCCUCAUUUUAUAAAUAGGUACCUAGAGCAUUUUUUCCACUUUAAACAACAACAAAACACCAGGUCUCUUGUUCUUCAAGCAUUUCUGUCUUCUUGUAGCUCAUAAAGUGAAGUCCAGGGGUGGGGUGUGGCUCUGUGGCAGGCUUCCAGCGCGCAUGAGGCUCUGCGAUUGAUCCCCAGCCCUGCCAAAGGUGGAGGGAAAGUCCAUAUUAAACAGCAUGAUUCUGGAAACAUUCCUUCUUUGAUUGAUUUUAUUUAAACCUGAUGUGAGUUUUCAAGAUUAAGCAGCAUCCAAAAGACAAGCACUGAAGAAAGUUCUUUCUUAGACUUCCUAGAGGUGUAGUGCAUUUAUAUCACCUAUUUUUUAAAAAAGCAAAACACAAAGUUACCUGACUCUUAUCCAGGAAUGCAGCCUUCCAUUUUUGUGUUUUUGUCUCUCUGAACCAAAUUCUCCAAGGUCCACAGUACUAUUGUGCCUAAGUCUCAGAAUCAUUCAUUGUUCACACCAGUGUCUCGUUACACAGCUUUGAUGUCACCUAUACGAACACACUCUACUGCAUGAAAGUGGAUGUUUCACUGUACGACGUGUCUAUGUGGUCCUUUGGAUUCUAAGACAAAUCUGUAGUUUUAUAGAUCACUCCCGUGGGCCAGAAUGACGAUUUUGUCAGCUGUAUGUAAAUACAUAGUCAUAUUGGUCUGUUUCCCCAAAAUUAUCAAUUAAGUGCUUUUGUAGUUUGUUUUGGAGGUGGGUGGGGAUGUAUAUAACUGGGAGGAAAAAGUUAUCUGUACUUAAAGGUUCUUAUUAGGUUCCUGUAUGGAAGGGUCAAUUUUUUUUAUAAGUUUACUUUUCACCGACUUUAUUCUUUUUUUUUUUUUUGGGGGGGGGGGAUGCAUCUAGGAAAACAGUUAAAUACUGUAUAUAAGAUAAUGAAAGUUAGUAAUGCCCACUAUUUAAUAAAGUUUGUCAAGUGUAAAGUAAA